UUUAGACCGCAGCGCACACUUGGAUCCUUCUCCUCCGCGAGCCGUGCGCAUACUCGCCCCUCUUCUUCCCAACUUCUCCUCUUCCACGCCAAAAAUCCCUUCUUGGAUCCUUCUCCUCGUUUCCCCCUUUGAUUUCUCCCCAAUUAGGGCUCCAAUUCCUUCUAUUUCAACCUAGAUUUGGGGUUCUGACUCGUUUUAUCGGGGCUUUUCGCUCUUUGAUCCGUUUGUGCUCGAUUUUGCGGUCGCCGGGCAUGGAUCAGAGCCGGAGAGCUGUGGAGGCUUAUUGGAGGUCUCGGAUGGUCGAUGGCGUCACCGCGGAUGAGGACAAGAUCGCUCCGGUUUAUAAGCUUGAGGAGAUCUGUGAGCUCCUCAGGACUUCUCCGGCUGGCAUCGUUAAGGAGGUCUCGGAGUAUAUUCUUAAGCGUCUUGAUCACAAGAGCCCGAUCGUCAAGCAGAAGGCUCUAAGGCUUGUGAAAUAUGCGGUGGGGAAGUCCGGUGUGGAGUUUAGAAGGGAAAUGCAAAGGCAUUCAGGAGUUAUGCGGCAACUGGUUCAUUACAAGGGCCAACAGGAUCCUCUGAAGGGUGAUGCUCUUAAUAAGGCUGUUCGGGAAACUGCUCAGGAGGCUAUCUCUGCUAUGUUUGCUUCCGAGGACAAUAAAGUGGUCGCACCUGCGGAUAAUUUAAACAAGCGCAUUCAAGGUUUUGGUAAUACAAACUAUGAGAUGCCAAGUGAGGAGAAGAAAUCUUUCCUGAGUGAAGUGGUGGGUCUUGGUAGUGCUUCUAUUAUUCAGGGAUUGACCAACAUUGCUUCGGCUCAUUCGAUGAAGAAAAAUGAUGUUGGGAGCUAUAAAAGCCCAACUUUGCGUAGGUCUCUAACAAAUGAGAUUGAUAGCCGUGAAAAAUAUGUUGUGAAUGAACACCACGGAGAGAGUUGGACUUCUUCUGUGGUUUCAAAAAAUGUGGGUUCUGGAACUUGGUCGCAGGAUUCAAGAGCAAAUAUGGCUAGUUCGGUGGCAUAUGAAGAUUCUGGUUCAAGCCAGAAAGGAGUCAAGAGUCGUGAGGACAGGCUUUUGGAAACCAUUGUAACUUCUGGGGGUGUUCGUCUUCAACCAACACGUGAUGCUCUCCAAGCCUUUCUUGUAGAGGCUGCGAAACUGGAUGCAGUAGCUAUGAGUCACGCUAUUGAAUCUAAACUUCAAUCUCAUUUGUGGCAGGUUCGAAUGAAGGCAAUCUGUGUCUUGGAAGCCAUACUGAGGAAGAAUGACAAUGAUCAUUUUUCUGUGAUAGCAUCCUAUUUUAUAGAGAAUAGAGAUCUUGUGGUUAAAUGUUCUGAGUUACCACAAUCCUCUUUGAGAGAAAAGGCAAACAAGGUGUUAUUUCUUCUGGAUGGGGAUAAUGCUUCCGAAGUGGGUUACACAAGAGAGCCUUCUGAAGCAAAAACUGCACCAGUUCCAGUUCAGAUUCCAGAUCUGAUCGACACUGGUGAUCUGGAUGAUUACGAGUCUGAAUCUUCUAACCAGCAUCAGGUUGAUCAAGGAAUUGGAGAUCUUACAUCUGGUUCUAUAGUUGAUGAUCUCUUUGGUGCUGCUUCCAUUGCUGAUCAAAGCAGCCCUUCACAAGUAAACAGCAAUGAUCCAUUUGCGGAUGUGUCAUUCCAUGCAACAGAAGACAAGGAAUCUGAUCUAUUUUCUGGUCUGACAGUUGAAGAUAAGAAGUUGAAUCGUGGCUUAGAUAAUCCUAUAAGUAGUUCCUCCCCAUUUCUUGAUAUUUUCAGUGAUUCCCUUACGAGUCCGCCAGAAACAAAGACCAAUGAGAAUAAUGUGGACAACCUGAUGGCUGGUUUAUCUCUCAAUGGUGGCACACUAGAGAACAAGCAACAUGUAUCUCCUGGAGGUGCCUUCCCAGUCUCCAGUUUCUUAGAUGGUAGCAAUCAGCCAACCGAGCCGCCUUUCACUGGAGCUCUGAAUCCUAUGAUGGGUUCAAAUGCUUUCCCGACUUUGGCCCAGUAUAGCAUGCCACCGAACAUUAUGUUCAAUCAAGUAUUUCCGACUCACCAAAUUGAUUAUGCUGCCAUGGGAGCAUACAUUGCUCAGCAGCAGUUGCUAUUUCAAAACCUUGGGACUCUAAACCCUGGAUUUGCUCAUGCUGCCGGAAAUGUAAAUGAAGGUAGUUAUGGUUCUCCGCUGCCUGACAUUUUUCAACUCUCAAGCAAUCCAAUUCAAAUGCCUGCGGCAAUGAGUGCCAGCUCAAAGAAAGAAGAAACUAAAGCCUUUGAUUUUAUUUCGGAUCAUCUUUCAGCAGCCCGUGAUUCGAAAAGAGUGACUUAGGCUUCAAACAACAAACAUGACAUCUUGUAAAACCGAUCGAAUGAAGACCACUGCCUGGUGAAAUUGCAUUCACUAAUUCUUUUGCAAUAAAAAGUUUUAUCAAGCUCCAGUGUUAUCUGAUGCUGUGAGAUGCUGCGUAAUUGUCGAUUUUAUGUUAGAAUCUAUCUAGUGGAUGAUCGGAGAAGGAUGCUUAGGGGUUGUAUCAUAUCUGUAACAAUGAACCAUGUGACAAAAAAUCAAAUCUGUUUGUUAAUUUUCUUCCUAAUAAAGGUUGUGUCAGGUAUUUUGGAGCUGUCUGUUUUGUGAUGUAUUUUUGGUUGGCGUUGUUGUACAUUGAAUGAGAUGAAUAGACGCUAUAUUUGUAGUUCUAGUA
Molecule: messenger RNA, 2700 nt
Organism: Dioscorea cayenensis subsp. rotundata (Guinea yam)
Lineage: Eukaryota; Viridiplantae; Streptophyta; Magnoliopsida; Dioscoreales; Dioscoreaceae
Product: protein MODIFIED TRANSPORT TO THE VACUOLE 1
Exons: 5
Coding region: 252-2327 (691 amino acids)
Cellular component (GO): trans-Golgi network membrane
Molecular function (GO): ubiquitin binding; phosphatidylinositol binding
Source: RefSeq, a predicted model, not a curated record